CCGAUUGAUGAUUGAAGAAAAAUCAUCAUCAUAAUUAAUUAUUUACAAAUGAUCACUGAUUCUCACCUCCUCCCCUUGUAAUUUAGUGUCUCAUUAUAUCCAUUUUUUUAACCAAAAAAAAUUGGCCUGGCUACACCAACAUCAAUAUCACCUUCUCUAUCCCUCCAUCGAAGAGAUUCAUAAGCACACAAAAGAAAGAGAGAAAGGGAAAGAAUUCUCCUCCUGAUCCGUCGUCGACGUUUCGUCGUUGUGACGAUUCUACUAUGUCCCAGCUGGAUUACCACCAUGAUCAGGUCGCCGACGGAGAUGGAGGAGGAGGAGGUUUUUUCUCUUUCUCCGCUUCCAACGGGUUCGACAGAGUUCAGCAACAACAGCAACAUAUAGCGCAGCAGAUGAUGAGGAGGGAUAAGCUUAGAGUUCAAGCUGAAUAUCCUCCUCCUCCGCCGUCGCUAGAUGAGGAAGAAUCCGCCACGGCGGAUGGCGGUUUUCAUCAUCACCGCCACCUUCAACAACCGCAGCAGCAGCAGGUGUGCGAAACGACGGGAAUGUUAUUCGAGAUGUUCAAUUUCUCUCCCACCGGCGGACCGCCCGUCGUCCCCACCUCUGUCCACUUGCUAGACCACCACCAUGAUCACGAUAAUCAGACCGAUUUCCACCACCAGAUAAUUCCGUCGACGAUUUAUGCGGAUUCGGCGGCGGCACAGCUCUUCCUCUCCAAUCCGCCGCCGCGAUCAAUACCAUCUCCACCCCAACACCCGAUCACACGAUUCUCGUGGGUCCCGGACUCCGAAAUUGGCGGCAGGGUGGAAGCUAGUCAGGGCCGCCUCAACCGGGACUAGAUAGUGUGACAACACCCCUUGUGUUGUUAUUAUAACAGCACUAGCCUCCAACCAAUAGGAAUCUAGAAUUGUGAUGACUUUUUAUUAGAUGAGUUGACCUAGUGUAAAAUCAAAGCAGGGGUAUAAUUGUCAUUAUGAAAAAUCUGUUUAAAUAAUAAAAAAAUAAAAAAAAUAUUUUUAUUUUCUGCCAAAAAAUUUGGUCGCCGGAAUUCUGCCACCGGUCGCCGGAAACUGGUCGUCGGUCACCGGAAUAUGCUUUUUUGUUGCCGGAAUAUGCUAUUUUGUCAUCGGAAUAUGCUCAUCGUCGCGGAAUAUGCUUACCGGCGUCGGAAUAUGCUUACCGGCAUCGGAAUCUAGACACCGGGGCCGGAAUAUGCUUAUCGGCGCCGGAAUCCGGUCACUGACGGUCAUCGGAGUUUGGUCAACGAACUUUGUUGACCGGUCAACGGUCUUCGUUGACCGGUCAACGGCGAACGACCACCGGAUGUUAUGGUCUGCAUUGUGAGAUUUAUGGUUUGGUUUCUCAUAUUUUUGUAUGUCUUUUGUGGUUUGCUUUAUCGUGUUUGUGGUUUGCAUUAAGAAGUUUCUGGUUUGCUUUAUCAUGUUUGUGGUUUGCAUUGAGAAGCUUCUGGUUUGUUUUCAAAAAUUUUGUGGUUUGCAUUGAGGGGUUUCUGGUUUGUUUUAAUAUAUUUGUGAUCUGCAUUAGGACGUUUAUGGUUUGCUUUCAAAAAUUUUGUGGUUUGCAUUGUGAGGUUUCGGGUUUAUUUUAAUAUAUUUGUGGUUUGCAUUAGAAGGUUUCUGGUUUGUUUUUUUGUGGUUUGCUUUUCCGUGUUUGUGGUUUGCAUUAGGGUGUUUCUGGUGUGCUUUUCAAAAUAUUUAUGGUUUGCUUUGUGAAAUUUCUGGUUUGUUUUAGGAGACUUGUGUUUGUUUUAGGAGGUUUCUAGUAUGCUUUUUUGUGGUUAGUUAUAUCGCAUUUGUGGUUUGCAUUAGGAGGUUUUUGGUGUGUUUUAGAAAUAGUUGUGGUUUGCUUUGUGGUGUUUCUAGUAUGUUUUAGGCGAUUUGUAGUCUGGAUUAUGAGGUUUCUGGUGUGCUUUAUAAACAUUUGUGAUGUGC
Linum trigynum is the source of this 1952-nucleotide messenger RNA. The record is from the annotation of a GenBank genome assembly. NCBI's taxonomy places the organism in Eukaryota, Viridiplantae, Streptophyta, Magnoliopsida, Malpighiales, Linaceae.